UUCUCUCUUGUUCUCACUAAAACAAAUGGCCAGUAUGUUCUUGUCGUCAAAAAAAUAUCCAGUAUUGAAAAUCACAUAAAAUAAAAAUUCAUUCAACGUUUCUGCAAACAUGGCCCUAAGCUGUCAUCAUGGCAUUAUCCAUUACACUUGCAACAACAAAGCUAAAUCUCGCAAUUUCCAUCCGAAUUCAGGAUUUGCUUGCAACAAGAAACCGCUGAUUUUUCCCCUUCAUAUUUAUGCUGCAACGGCUUCUGGCAAUGUGAAAGAAGUUCUUCCACCUGUUCUUGAUUCCUCUUCGGACCCACCAGCAAUCUUUGAUGGAACCCCAAAGCUUUAUAUUUCUUACACAUGUCCCUAUGCUCAACGUACCUGGAUUACCAGGAACUGUAAGGGACUGCAAGAAACUAUAAAAUUGGUGCCGAUUGAUCUCAAGAAUAGGCCUAGUUGGUACAAGGAAAAAGUAUAUCCUGAAAACAAGGUGCCUUCACUAGAACACAACAAUGAGGUUAAGGGGGAAAGUCUUGACUUGAUUCGAUAUAUUGAUCAAAACUUCCCAGGGCCUUUGCUUUUUCCUAAUGAUCCAUCCAAGGGGGAGUUCGGAGAGGAGUUACUGUCAUUCGUGGGCUCCUUCCAUAAAGCUGUGACUACUUCAUUGAAAGAAAACAGAAUAGAUGAAGCUGGUGCUGCUUUUGAUGAUAUUGAGAGUGCUCUCUCCAAAUUCGAUGAUGGGCCAUUUUUUCUUGGCCAGCUCAGUUUGGUGGAUAUUGCCUAUGUUCCUUUCGUUGAAAGAUAUCAACCCUUCUUCUCCGAAGUCAAGAAGUAUGAUAUCAGAGUAGGCAGGCCAAAACUUGCACUGUGGAUUGAGGAGAUGAACAGGAUAGAAGCGUACAAACAAACCCAAAGAGACCCCAAAGAGCAUGUCGAGAGCUACAAGAAUCGUUUCUUGAAGUCUCCCGUCUCUUCUGUGAAGUCUUUGGGUGCUGCCUAAAAUCGAAAGCUGUAUUGAUUGAGCACCUAAUGUUACAUGAUCGUUGCUUGUUAGUUUUCCAAGUUUAUAGAUGACAUGGACAUCCCUCAUAGGUGUUUUUCAGAGUUCAUACCUUUUAGUGGAGGUGAAUUCCCAUUUGCAAGCUGGACGUGAAGAAGAAUAUUUGCAUUUCUCAUUUAUAGCUAAAAAAGAUGGUUGUAAAAGAAAUCGAAUCAACUUGAAAGCAAAUUAGCACUAGAUCUGACUAAGUCGUGGAAA
Salvia splendens (bonfire salvia) is the source of this 1246-nucleotide messenger RNA. Its product is annotated as protein IN2-1 homolog B. Gene Ontology annotation, biological process: protein glutathionylation. NCBI's taxonomy places the organism in Eukaryota, Viridiplantae, Streptophyta, Magnoliopsida, Lamiales, Lamiaceae. The record is from RefSeq and is a predicted model, not a curated record. The transcript is spliced from 10 exons. Bases 110 to 988 code for a protein of 292 amino acids. Gene Ontology annotation, molecular function: glutathione transferase activity.